Messenger RNA from Drosophila sechellia, 1905 nucleotides. It is a transcript of the gene Shmt, whose product is annotated as serine hydroxymethyl transferase. The record is from RefSeq and is a predicted model, not a curated record. Gene Ontology annotation, cellular component: cytoplasm; mitochondrion; nucleus. Gene Ontology annotation, molecular function: pyridoxal phosphate binding; glycine hydroxymethyltransferase activity. Bases 159 to 1775 code for a protein of 538 amino acids. The transcript is spliced from 4 exons. Gene Ontology annotation, biological process: tetrahydrofolate interconversion. Lineage: Eukaryota; Metazoa; Arthropoda; Insecta; Diptera; Drosophilidae.
UCGGGUCGGAACUCUUGGGCGGCCUUAUCACUGGGUCGGUCAGGGGUCACGGGUUAUCGUUAUCGCUUAUCAGCCAGCGGCGGCGUCCUCGCAGCGCCGGCGACUCUUUCUUGUCACUUUGCGGCAGUUCCGAUUCGAACGCAGCCGUUUACAUAGACAUGCAGCGGGCGCGCUCUACACUGUCACAAAAGCUUCGGUUUUUCCUUAGUCGGGACCUGAACACCAAAGUUGCCAACCCGGUAAACUUCGAUACCAGAAAGCUGAGCGGAGCUUUAACUCGCGUCGCCGCCAAAAAACAACCAUCACCACCAUCACCAUUCUUGCCGGCGAUCAGACGAUAUUCGGACUCCAAACAGAGCACUUUGAAGAACAUGGCCGAUCAGAAAAUGCUGCAAACCCCGCUGGCACAGGGCGAUCCGGAGCUGGCCGAGCUGAUCAAGAAGGAGAAGGAGCGCCAGCGCGAGGGUCUCGAGAUGAUCGCCAGUGAGAACUUCACCUCGGUGGCGGUCCUCGAGAGCCUGAGCUCCUGCCUGACCAACAAGUACUCCGAGGGAUAUCCCGGCAAGAGAUACUACGGUGGCAACGAGUACAUCGACCGCAUUGAGCUGCUCGCCCAGCAACGCGGACGCGAGCUGUUCAACCUGGACGGUGAGAAGUGGGGCGUUAAUGUGCAGCCUUACUCCGGAUCCCCGGCCAAUCUGGCUGUCUACACGGGCGUCUGCCGGCCCCACGAUCGCAUCAUGGGUCUGGAUCUGCCCGAUGGCGGCCACUUGACGCACGGUUUCUUCACGCCCACCAAGAAGAUAUCGGCCACAUCGAUCUUCUUCGAGAGCAUGCCGUACAAAGUGAACCCGGAGACGGGUAUCAUCGACUACGACAAGUUGGCGGAGGCGGCCAAGAACUUCCGUCCGCAGAUCAUCAUUGCCGGCAUCUCGUGCUACUCCCGUUUGCUGGACUACGCCCGUUUCCGUCAGAUUUGCGAUGAUGUGGGCGCCUACCUGAUGGCCGACAUGGCCCAUGUGGCGGGCAUUGUGGCCGCCGGAUUGAUACCAUCGCCGUUCGAGUGGGCCGACAUUGUGACCACCACCACGCACAAGACGCUGCGAGGUCCGCGCGCCGGCGUGAUCUUCUUCCGCAAGGGCGUGCGCAGCACCAAGGCCAAUGGAGACAAGGUACUCUACGAUCUGGAGGAGCGCAUCAACCAGGCGGUGUUCCCAUCACUCCAGGGGGGUCCGCACAACAACGCCGUCGCUGGCAUUGCCACCGCCUUCAAGCAGGCCAAGAGUGCCGAAUUCAAGGCAUACCAGACGCAGGUGCUCAAGAAUGCCAAGGUCCUGUGCGAUGGCCUCAUCUCGCGAGGCUAUCAGGUGGCCACCGGCGGCACCGACGUCCAUUUGGUGCUGGUCGAUGUGCGCAAGGCUGGUCUGACCGGCGCCAAGGCCGAGUACAUCCUCGAGGAGGUGGGCAUCGCCUGCAACAAGAACACUGUGCCCGGCGACAAGUCCGCCUUGAAUCCCUCGGGCAUCCGGCUGGGCACACCUGCCCUGACCACUCGCGGCCUCGCCGAGCAGGACAUCGAGCAGGUUGUGGCCUUCAUCGAUGCUGCCCUGAAGGUGGGCGUCCAGGCAGCCAAGCAGGCCGGCAGUCCGAAGAUUACCGACUACCACAAGACGCUGGCCGAGAAUGUGGAGCUCAAGGGCCAGGUGGACGAGAUCCGCAAGAACGUGGCCCAGUUCAGCAGGAAGUUCCCGCUGCCCGGUCUGGAGACCCUGUAGGUGCUGCCUGCACCUAUUAUUUGUCCCUUUUUUUGUUCGCCUUCUGAUUUACACCCUCGAAAAGUCCGCUUUUAAUAUCAUAAGUGGAAUUAGUAGUUAAGCCAUUAAACGCAUUUCAGUUUACAUACCA